ACCCAAGCGAGAGGGAGGAAGCGGAGGCUCGGAACGCAAAGCACUGUGGUUGGUUUUCGAGGUGCACUGUGGGAAAAAAGCGUCGCCGUCGUUUUCUUGUUAGAGAUUUGGUACUUGCUGGUGUUGAGAGACUGAGACAAAAUGCCGGAGCGAGAUAGUGAGCCGUUCUCCAAUCCUUUGGCUCCAGAUGGCCACGAUGUGGAUGAUCCUCACUCCUUCCAUCAAUCCAAACUUACAAAUGAAGACUUUAGAAAACUUCUCAUGACUCCAAGGGCUGCACCUACUUCUGCACCACCUUCUAAGUCACGUCAUCAUGAGAUGCCAAGAGAGUACAAUGAGGAUGAAGACCCAGCUGCACGAAGGAGGAAAAAGAAAAGUUACUAUGCCAAACUACGCCAACAAGAAAUUGAGAGAGAGAGAGAACUAGCGGAGAAAUACCGGGACCGUGCCAAGGAACGGAGAGAUGGUGUGAACAAAGAUUAUGAGGAAACUGAGCUUAUUAGCACCACAGCUAAUUACAGGGCUGUGGGCCCUACUGCUGAAGCGGAUAAAUCAGCUGCAGAAAAGAGAAGACAGUUGAUUCAAGAGUCCAAAUUCUUGGGUGGUGACAUGGAACACACCCAUUUGGUGAAAGGCUUGGAUUUUGCUCUGCUUCAGAAGGUACGAGCUGAGAUUGCUAGCAAAGAGAAGGAGGAAGAAGAACUGAUGGAGAAGCCCCAGAAGGAAACCAAGAAAGAUGAGGAUCCUGAAAACAAAAUUGAAUUUAAAACACGUCUGGGAUUUGGGAGGCUGAGGCAGGAGGAUCACCAUGAAUUCGAGGCCAGUCUGGGCUACAUAAGCCGCAAUGUUUACCGUAUGCUUUUUAAGAGCAAAGCGUAUGAGCGCAAUGAGCUGUUCCUGCCGGGUCGAAUGGCCUAUGUGGUAGACCUGGAUGAUGAGUAUGCAGACACAGACAUCCCCACUACUCUUAUCCGAAGCAAGGCUGACUGUCCUACUAUGGAGGCUCAGACUACACUGACUACAAAUGACAUUGUCAUCAGCAAGCUCACUCAGAUUCUUUCCUACCUGAGACAGGGUACCCGUAACAAGAAACUCAAAAAGAAGGAUAAAGGGAAACUAGAAGAGAAGAAACCACCUGAAGCUGACAUGAACAUUUUUGAAGACAUUGGGGAUUAUGUUCCCUCCACAACCAAGACACCUCGGGACAAGGAGCGAGAGAGAUACCGGGAACGGGAGCGUGAUCGGGAGAGAGACAGAGACCGGGACCGAGAACGGGAACGAGAACGGGAUCGGGAGCGGGAGCAGGACCGAGAGAGAGAGGAGGAAAAGAAGAGGCAUAGCUACUUUGAGAAGCCCAAAGUGGAUGAUGAGCCCAUGGACGUUGACAAAGGACCUGGAUCUGCCAAGGAGUUGAUCAAGUCCAUCAAUGAAAAGUUUGCUGGGUCUGCUGGCUGGGAAGGCACUGAAUCGCUGAAGAAGCCGGAAGACAAAAAGCAGCUGGGCGAUUUCUUUGGCAUGUCCAAUAGUUAUGCAGAGUGCUAUCCAGCCACGAUGGAUGAUAUGGCUGUGGAUAGUGAUGAGGAAGUGGAUUAUAGCAAAAUGGACCAGGGUAACAAAAAGGGCCCCUUAGGCCGCUGGGAUUUCGAUACACAGGAGGAGUACAGCGAAUACAUGAACAACAAGGAGGCUUUGCCGAAGGCUGCAUUCCAGUAUGGCAUCAAGAUGUCUGAAGGACGAAAAACCAGACGCUUCAAGGAAACUAAUGACAAGGCAGAACUUGAUCGCCAGUGGAAGAAGAUUAGUGCAAUCAUUGAGAAGAGGAAGAAGAUGGAAGCUGAUGGGGUUGAAGUGAAAAGACCAAAAUACUAAUCUCUACUGGAGAGUCUCCACAUGGAUAUUGUUUCUACUACUUUCUUCCUGUAAUUCCUACUAAUGUUACAAUGUGGAGUUUUUUGUGUGUUUGUGAAUGUAUAUAAAAUUUUAUUGUAUUAUCAUUUGGUUCCAUUAAAAUUGGUUAACCUGC
This is a messenger RNA of Cavia porcellus (domestic guinea pig), 2023 nucleotides long. RefSeq names its product IK cytokine (gene Ik). The transcript is spliced from 21 exons. Gene Ontology annotation, biological process: mRNA splicing, via spliceosome. Gene Ontology annotation, cellular component: nucleus. Lineage: Eukaryota; Metazoa; Chordata; Mammalia; Rodentia; Caviidae. The record is from RefSeq and is a predicted model, not a curated record. Bases 142 to 1869 code for a protein of 575 amino acids.